AUGUCGUAUUCAUUUUUGCUGAUCGUCGUUUGGGUAACUUUGUGCCACGCUGAUGCUCGAUUUGAGUGUACCAGUGAAGUCCGCGAUGAGAUGAAUCGCUGCAUGAAUACUGCCGUGAGCAAAUCAAAACGGAAAUGCACCAAAGUUAGCUCUGUCUCUUCGACGAAAAUGAAUACGCAGUGUUUAAAUUGCGGCAGUUGCAAAAAGUCGCGGAAUCAAUGCUUAAUCGUUGCUCUCAGUAAACGAGAAUACUCCGAUUGCCGCAGUUAG
Molecule: messenger RNA, 270 nt
Organism: Dicrocoelium dendriticum
Lineage: Eukaryota; Metazoa; Platyhelminthes; Trematoda; Plagiorchiida; Dicrocoeliidae
Source: the annotation of a GenBank genome assembly